Cotesia congregata is the source of this 1221-nucleotide messenger RNA. The record is from the annotation of a GenBank genome assembly. Lineage: Eukaryota; Metazoa; Arthropoda; Insecta; Hymenoptera; Braconidae.
AUGAUACACGUUAAUAUCGCAGCAAUGAUAGGAAAAAUACAUUACCAAUUGAAUAAAAUUUCAAGAAUAAAAUUAAGAUGUAAACAAUGUUUUAGAUUUCUUCAACGCAUUACAUGCAAAAUAAUUGGAUUAUCGCCCUGGACAGUUGAUGACAAUAAUAUAUACAGUGUUUCGUUCGUCGGGUUAUAUUAUAAUAUUUUAUAUUGUAUUAUUUUAUCAGUAUGGAGUCUACAUGGUGUGUUCAAUGAUCCACCUGCCACUUCUCCUGCAGCAUCUCUUUUUAUAGUAUUAAAAAGAAUUCUGUUCGUUGCACUGGUAUCUUCAAUUUUGAUUCCGCUGUAUUACAUCGCUUUUGUUCAACAAAAGCGACUAAUAAGUGUUUAUAAUCGGUUCGCAAAAGUCGACGAAAUCUUAAAAAAGUGCGCCAAUUAUGAAUUAAGACGCAAUUGCACUAAUGAUGUUAUUUUCAGUGUAAAUUUUGUAACAAUUGUUUUUUUGGUGGUGAUUUUGGAUAUGUGCUAUUAUAUACCAAGUAGAGUUUUGUUUGGAUGUUUUCCCAGUGUAAUUGGGGGAUGUGUAAUGAUUCAGUAUGCAAUGCUGCUUAAUAAAAUAGACAGCAGAUUUAAGAGCAUAAAUUCCAUUAUUUUGAAUAUUAGUGAGCCAAAAAUAAGUGUUGUUGGCCCGCAAAUGAUGUCAGUAAGUUAUGAGUGUCAAUUUCGUGAAUCAAUUUUGUACGAUAUCGAUAAUCUCCAAAAAGCAUACAUGGAACUGUACGAAAUGUGCUAUGACGCUGCUAAAUUUUAUGGAAUUUCUAUUAUAAUUGCCAUUUUGUGUUGUGGAGUAAAAGUAAUCUUCACUUUAUAUAUAUUAAUCUUGUCAGCAGUUUACUAUCAAGAGAAUUACUCUCCUAUAUGGCACGUUAUAGGAUUUCGUUUCUUUUGGGUCGUUUUUUUGUUUGUAGUUUUCACUUUAAGUACAACUGAAAUGAAAAAACAGAACCGCAAGCUGGCGAGGACUAUAUGUAACCUUGUUGAUCAAAGUACACUGGAUGAUAAAGUUGUCGAAAAGUUGUCCUGCUUUUCCAGUGAUCUCAGUGAAUUAGAAAUCGAAUUAACAGCCUGCGAUAUUAUAUCAUUGGACCGUUCGCUUUUAGGAAUAGCAACGGCAACUGUGACAAUUUAUUUGGCCAUCACUUUACAAUUCGAACUUCUGAAUAAUUAA